AUGGGUUCCUCGGGAUCGAAAUCAGAAAGAAACAAGGUUUUUUUGAGCGAAAAUUCGUUGUCAUCCUCCGGAGAGAAUUUGGCACCCCCCGACGGCGAAGGCAACCCAUUUCGUUACAUUCAAGGUCGAAGAUUUCACAACGUAUCGAGUAUCGUUUAUGAUUUGCCAAAUGAUAAUGACGAAGGUGCAUGGGCAUUAGAGAUGGCCACCAAUUAUGCAAACUCGAAAUUUAUAGGUUUGGAUAUUUCCCCCAUCUUUCCCGUAAAGAUUAAACCACAAAACAUGACAUUUCAGAAAUCAAACAUCCUCGAGGGCAUCAAUUACAGGUACAGCGAUGGAUCAUCCGCAGCGUACUAG
Acaulospora colombiana is the source of this 357-nucleotide messenger RNA. The record is from the annotation of a GenBank genome assembly. NCBI's taxonomy places the organism in Eukaryota, Fungi, Glomeromycota, Glomeromycetes, Diversisporales, Acaulosporaceae.